AAGUCUUCGUUCCCCUAUAUAUUGACCCCCCAUAAACGCACUUUCCUACUAUUGCAUUCCUCUACUAUCCGUACAACCCCUUUCCUUGCUCUUCAACUCCUCUCAAACACCCCCCAAUUUUACAUCUCUCUCAUGGAUAUCCCAUCUCUCUCAUCAGCUUCUGUAAUCAUAAUAGGCGCCGGCAUCUCAGGAUUAGGUGCGGCGAAAGUGCUUUCGGAAAAAGGUAUCAAAGAUUUUGUUAUUCUUGAAGCGUCGGAUCGAAUCGGUGGCCGAAUUCAUAAAGAAGAUUUCUGCAGUCUCAAAGUUGAAACUGGCGCUGGUUGGAUACAGGGAGUGGGAGGCAAAGAGUUGAAUCCCGUUUGGGAACUCGCCCAAAAACUUGGCCUGAGAACUUGCUUUUCCGAUUAUAGUAAUGCAAGAUUCAAUAUUUACGACCAAAGCGGUAACGUUUUCCCGAGGAGCUUGGCGUCUGAAGCUUAUGAGAGAGCCGUACAUCUGGCAAAUGAACGGCUGAGAUGCGAAGAGGCCGAAGUCGGGCAAUGCGCGACUGAAGAAGCUCCACUUGCUCCCUCGACGCCGAUGGAGCUUGCGAUUGAUUAUAUCCUCCACGAUUUCGAGAUGGCAGAAGUGGAACCCAUUGCCACAUAUACGGAAUUUGGAGAGAGAGAGGUAUUGGUGGCUGAUGCCCGAGGGUACGACCAUCUCCUGUACAAGAUGGCCCAGUCUUUCCUCACCACCAGAGAAGGCCACAUUCUUGAUCCUCGCUUGAAACUCAAUAAGGUGGUCCGAGAAAUGGAGUACGGAAGGCAGGGCGUGAGCGUGAGAACGGAGGAUGGGUACAUUUACAGGGGGCGAUACGCAAUCCUGACCGUCAGUCUCGGUGUCCUCCAAAGCGAUCUCAUCACGUUCCGUCCCCCCUUACCUAAAUGGAAGCAAGAUGCUAUAUCAAAAUGUGAGAUAAUCAUCUACACAAAGAUCUUCCUCAAGUUUCCCUUCAAGUUUUGGCCUUGUGGACCAGGCACCGAGUUCUUCCUUUUUGCCCACUCCAAACGAGGGUAUUACACGUUUUGGCAGCACAUGGAGAACGCAUACCCAGGGUCCAACAUGUUGGUGGUGACAGUGACCAACGAUGAGUCAAAGCGCAUAGAGAAUCAGAAUGAUGAAGAAACGUUAAUGGAGAUAAUGGAAGUCCUGAGAUCAAUGUUUGGGCCUAAAGUUCCAAUGGCCGAGUCCAUAUUGGUUCCAAGAUGGUGGAACAAUCGCUUCCAACGCGGCAGCUACAGCAACUAUCCCAUCCUCUCAUCUCCCAGUGAUUUCCGGGACAUCAAGGCACCAGUUGGCCCGAUUUUCUUUUCUGGUGAGCACACAAGUGAGAAGUUUAACGGCUAUGUUCACGGAGGUUACCUAUCUGGCACAGACACAGCCAAUAGCUUGCUUGAAACCAUGAAGACGAAGAGCAUGGCACUUGACUCUCAACGGGCAUCGCGUUCCUCUGAGGACAUGGCUUGGGGUGUAGCAAAACGCCAUGUUGUCCACCCUUGGUUGUUUAUAACCGACAACCUCGCCCUCAACCACUCUGCCUCUUCUUGUCUUCACAAGUGGGACUUUGCUCAACAACUCUUCCCAAGUGGGAAAUUGGCGGUUGAUGAAGCAAUCAAAUGAGCUAAAACCAAAGGGUCUAUGACUUUUCUCGCUAGAUUGACACCAUUGUUGCACAUGUGUGGCCCAAACCAUGUCCUGGUCAUAGUCAUUUUCGGCCAGCCAUAUGUGGCUUCUCCCUUGCUCUGUUAGGGGUGAUGGGUUCUUGGGUGGGUUCGGCUCCACUACUUUGCGGUGUGGUGGCGGUGGCGGCUAAAGGGCAUGUAAUUUUUUUGUCUCAGCUUCUCUUUAAUCUAUAAGCAACAUAUUCUUGCAAAUUUCAAAAACAAUACAGGUUUGUUAGAAAGGGAUGCCAUGCGUACGCACUGUGAUACGAGGAAUAGGGUC
This is a messenger RNA of Amborella trichopoda, 1986 nucleotides long. RefSeq names its product polyamine oxidase 1 (gene PAO1). Lineage: Eukaryota; Viridiplantae; Streptophyta; Magnoliopsida; Amborellales; Amborellaceae. The record is from RefSeq and is a predicted model, not a curated record. Gene Ontology annotation, biological process: polyamine catabolic process. Gene Ontology annotation, molecular function: oxidoreductase activity.